GAGUGCGCUGCGCUCUAAGGGAAGAAGUCGCUUGAACCCGCCGUCUUCGACGCGUAUCGAGAAUCCCGCGGUUUUGCUCGGGCGAGAAUCCGUCUCUUAUUCGUGGAGGGAUAAUCGUUUCAAAAGGUAAAACAUGUCUACCGGCGAGGAAGCUGGUCUGUCGGUGGCAGGGAGAGGCAUAAGAAAGCGAAGGGUGGGGAAAAAGAAAGGUGGAAAGGCGAAGAAGUUAAAGGCAUUACCGGGUUCUGCUGAGAAGGUUAAGAUCACAACGAAGAUGAAGAAGCUGUUUCAAAAGAGGGCACGAGAGUACAAUUCGGAUGACGAUGAUGAAAACGAUGAGCUUGAUGAUGCCAUGGAGCAUGAAGUUGGGGAUUCUUCAGGUGAUGAGAGAGAGGAUGAUGAAGACGAAGAUGAAGAUGAAGGUUUAGGCGAGGGCGAUUCUGAAGAAGAAGCAAAAGAAAAUGAAAAAAUACAGCCUGGGAUCACCAGGUUGGCUGAAGGAAGUAAGGGAUUCAGACUUGCGUUCAGGGCAAUUAUGAAGAAGAGCAAAGAAGAUGAUACACUGGGUCCUAUUCUCGCAGCAAAGAAGCAUCUUGUUGCAAAGAAACUGGCUGAAGAGGAGGCUGAAAGAAAGGUCAAGGGUCAGGCCAAAAGGGAAAAGCAUUUGGUUGCCGAGAAAGGGCAUGUGAAGCCUGCUAAUUAUCUGGAUUCCCAUGAGAAGUUUCUUAUAGGUGUUGCUACCAAAGGAGUGGUCAAACUAUUUAAUGCUGUAAACAAGGCUCAACAUGCUCAGAAGGGUCUGAAUCCUUCAAGGUCAAAAGACGCUAAAGCGUUAAAGAAGAGAAGAAAAGAAGCAUUCUUCUCGGAGUUGGGGAAGACAACAACAGCAGAGGCCAAGGCCAACUCUUCCAACUCCAACGGUAAUGAAGCUCCUGCGUGGGCUCCUCUACGUGAUAACUUCAUGUUGGCAAACCCAAAGCUGAAGGACUGGGAUAAGAAACAGGAUGCGACCCGAGCUGACGAUUUUGAUGGUGUUUCUGGGAAUGAAAGUGGUGAAGAAGACUAAGCAACAUGGAAAGAGUAUCAACCAAUUGGUAUGCCAUUUUUGUCUGCCGUCAAAUAGGGACCAGAAUCGUAGGUUUUUGUUGUAUGACUAGAACUUUUGUUUCAGACAGAUUACAGAUUCUUGUUCCUCGUAGUGCAACAAAAGACGAUAGAAAACAUUUUGCGUCUAAUAGCCUAAGUACAUCAGAGAAGAACAAAAUCCACUCAUGCCGUUUCUCUGACGCCAAAGAGAACAGAGCAUGAUGAUCUCUCUGGUGCAUGUAAUAAUGAACCAAACUUGACCUCUUCAGUGCCAAAGUUGCUUUCUUU
Molecule: messenger RNA, 1374 nt
Organism: Tarenaya hassleriana
Lineage: Eukaryota; Viridiplantae; Streptophyta; Magnoliopsida; Brassicales; Cleomaceae
Product: RRP15-like protein
Exons: 8
Coding region: 134-1066 (310 amino acids)
Biological process (GO): maturation of 5.8S rRNA; maturation of LSU-rRNA
Cellular component (GO): preribosome, large subunit precursor
Source: RefSeq, a predicted model, not a curated record